GAGUCCGACAAAAGCGAUGCACACACACACACGCUCCUUACCGCAGCCCCGGCAUGGCGUCCGCCGGAUCGAUAUCCUUCUUCUUCUUGCGCCCCGCCGGCUUGCCGCGGUGGUCGUGGAAGUCGACGAACUCCGUCAGCCGCCGCAACAGGUCCGGGUUGUCGCGCGCCACGAGCAGCACGUCCUCGGCGCCCGCCACGGACCGCUUCCCGUGCUUCGCGAAGGCGGGAAGGUCCGUCGCGAGGCGCUUCGCGUACUUCUCGACCACAUAAGCCAGCGUCGAGACGAACUCCGGGUCCGCCUCGAGGCCGUGGCGCCCCUUGCCCGCGUCGCAGAUCGUCCCGACGGCGUGGCGCAGCGCGGAGCGCAGCGCGUCGUCCUGGUCGCCGUCCUCGCCGUCGAACAUGGUGCUGGGCGGCCGGCCGGCGCUGCUGUCUACGGCCGGCGGCGUGCGUUUGGUUUGGCAGGUGUUAAGGAGCACACGCAAGCUGGGUGUCCUUCUCAACCAGUGGAUUCUCGAUUCUGCGGCCUAGCGCUCGCUUCUGCGGCCAGCGCUCGCUGUUUGCGGCACUUCUAUAGACUCUCAGCCGCUGAAGAGUGAUAAUAGGAUCAAUAUGCCCCGUGAAAGGUCUCGGCGCCGAUCCUAG
Pelagomonas calceolata is the source of this 647-nucleotide messenger RNA. The record is from the annotation of a GenBank genome assembly. NCBI's taxonomy places the organism in Eukaryota, Pelagophyceae, Pelagomonadales, Pelagomonadaceae.